Microdochium trichocladiopsis is the source of this 8511-nucleotide messenger RNA. RefSeq lists its product as uncharacterized. NCBI's taxonomy places the organism in Eukaryota, Fungi, Ascomycota, Sordariomycetes, Xylariales, Microdochiaceae. The transcript has 2 exons. The record is from RefSeq and is a predicted model, not a curated record. The coding region runs from base 1 to 8511 and encodes 2836 amino acids.
AUGGAAGACGACAUUGCAGUUUGUAAGGUACGGGCGGAUCCUUACAGUCAAGUCCAAUAUGCCGACUUUUCAAAUGUGCAAUACUUCAACCCAGUGGACUCCGACGAGGAGAGGGAGCGGGAACGCUCCGAGAAAGAGAGGAUAGAGUACGAGAAGGAGCUGGCACAGAAUGGAGGCGGCGGUGAGGGCACACUCGACAGUGCCCCACAGGAGGAACCCGCCCAGUCAAAGUCCAGCAAGAAGCAGAAGAAGAAGAAAGCCGCCAAGGCGGCGAAGGCUGCUGCCGCGAAGGCGAACGAGCCGCAACUCCUAGAAGCCGCGCCUCCCACAGCACCAGAAGCAGAAGCAGAGGCGCAAGCUGGCAAGGAUGCAGGUCAACCGCCUGUACCUGAUGACGCCAAGGAAGCCGCAGUGGCAGCCAUUGAGCCUCAAUCGCCUGAUGCCGCCACGGAAGAAACAAAUUCUAACCGGAAGGAAGCAGCGGGUGAAAUGCCUGCAGACGAGAAGGUUGUAUCUGAAGAGCCCAUAGUGGAGAAGCCCGCAGAUGAUCCCGUCGUCGCGAAAUCAGAUGAGCCGGUAGAAACAACUCAAACGCCGCCUGAAGAGGGCGCAGCGGCGGAGGAGCCUGAAACUGUCGAGGAGGAUUUGCCGCCAACUGGAAAGAAGUCAAAGAAGGCAAAGAAGAAAGAUAAGGACAAGGAGAAGAAGGAAAAGGAGAAAAGGGAGAAGGAGAAGAAGGAGCAAGAGAAGAAGGAAAAGGAAAGGGAGAAGGCUGCCAAGUCCAAGUCGAAAGACAAGGAUUCGAAAAAGAGCAAGUCAUCCUCAUCUGAAGACAUGCCGCCGCCGCCUCCGCCUCCACCGCCUCCUGCUCCUGUCGAGACUCCUGCUCCCGUCGAGACUCCUGCUCCUGCUGAGACUCCUGGCGAUGCAACUGCCGAGCAGUCAGUUGAGAUUCUUCCAGAACAGAAGGACUCAGUGGAGGCUUCUCUCCCGCCGGAAACACUACACGCAGACUCCCCCAACAAGAAUGUCGAUUCCGAGGCACACGCGCCGAUCUCAGCCGAGAAGGAACCAGCUCCAAAGGAGGACCCAGCACCUGAUACUGCCACCCCUGAAGUCCAGGAUGCUGCUCCGAUCGAGCCUGAAGCCAACGAUACUGUUGCUGAGGCUGUAACGAAUGAGGCGGAACCAGAGCACGUGGCACCGGCAGAUGCAACCGCAGCUUCACAGGAACCUGCGAUUGUGGACAAAGCUGUUGACGUGGCGAUGGCAGGGAAUGAAACCCCUAGCGCCGAGUCGAAGCCUACUGUCGAUGCGGGUGAUUCUCAGCCUGAAGAGGUGCAAGCGAGCGACGCAGCCGAUGCCGCGCCCGUGGAAGACUCCGCGCCCACGGAAUCCGAGGUGAUCAAUGCGCAAAGUGUCGAAGAGGGCAGUUCUGAGGAAAAUGCUGCGACAGAGGCUGAUGCAGCGAUGCCUGCUGAGAAAGAAGUCUUAAAGGACGAUACACCAACCGCGGCCGAGGAUGACACCGAGAAUGCGAUUGAGAAGUCUGUCGAGGACAUCAAACGAGACGAAGCCAUCGCGGAGGCUAUAGCGGAAGCGAAGAAUCAGCAAAAACAGGAUGACGAUUCCACAACUCCAAAGCAGGAGCAGCCCAAUAUGUCCCAGCCGGUUGAGCCCAGCCAGCCAGUCGAGGUGAGCGAAGAGGCGCAGACUGUAGAGGAAGUGGUCCCAGAAACUUCAGCGAAAACCAAUGACGAGGAGCUUCCUACAACUUCUGAGCCGGACACUGAUGCGGAAGCGACCAACGCUCCCGUUCCUGUGGGAGAGGAAAUGGCGUCUGCUGUCGGUGUCGACCCUGCAGGCAACACUGAAGAAUCCGCCGUCGUUCCCGAGGAAUCAACUUCAACCGAAAACGACUCCGGCGAAAGCAACACAGCCAACGAGGCGCCUGCUUCCGCCAAUGCCCCAGAAGCAGGAGCUAAUGAGGAGAAUGCUGAAGAUACGCCCGACUCUGCUGGCGCCGCUUCCAAUGGCGAAUCCGGUGACAUUGUUGACGACAUAACCACUGAGACAGCGGAAAAGGCCCCGGAAGAGUCUGUGGCCGAGCAGACUGCUACAGCCGCGCCGGUGGAGGGCGGCGAGAAUCUUGGCGCCAAUGAGGUUGCUUCGGUUGAGAAUACCAUUGACUCUGCUCUUGAAAACAUCCAGGACACUUCAGAAGAACCUGCUGCCGAAGAGACUCCUGCUACCGAGGAGACUCCCGCUUCAGAGAAACCUGCUACUGAGGAGACCCCCGCCACUGAGGAGAACCCUGCUACUGAAGAGACUCCCGCAGCUAAGGAGACACCUGCUAUUGAGGAGACUCCCGCUUUGAAAGAACCUGCUGCUGAGGAUACUCCCGCUGCUGAGGAGACUCCCGCUGCCGAAGAGAUACCUGCUGUUGAAGAGACUACCGCUUCAGAAGAACCUGCUGCUGAGGAUACUCCUGCUGCGAAGCCAGACCCUUCCAGUGAUAUCACAGAGGCCAAAUCCACGAAUGAGGAUUUAUCUUCUGCUGGAGACCCGACCGUGGUGGAACAGGCUGAAGGAGUGUCUUCAGAAGGUGUCGAGAGCCAAGCCGUCAAUGAUGCGCCCAUUGAAAUAGCCAGCGAACAGGGUGCACCCAUAGAUGACUCCUCAGUGGAAGGCGUGUCCGGAGCUCCUGAACCAACGAGCGAGACCGGCUCAACCGAGCCGCCUGCUGUUGCUGAUGCCUCUCCUAUUGCUGAAGCCUCUCUGAUUGCCGAGCAUGUGGACGACACGUUCAAGCCGGAGGAGGAAACAGUCAGCGCACAAGUGGCUGAGUCGUCGAAAUCUAAGAAGAAGAAGAAGAAGGGCAAGAAAUCGAAGCCUUCCACGCCUCCGGAUGUGGAGGCACCCAUCCCAGCUGAUGUGCCGGCCAUCGAGCCAGAAUCAGCCUUUGACGAAGCGCCUGUGCAGGAGCCAACUCCUACGGAAGCUCCAGUGGUCGAGGAGGUUCUGGAGGCCACUAAUACCGUGGAUUCGGGGUCCAACAAAAUCGCCGAUUUGGCAUCAGAAAGCAGUGCUCCUGACGACAGCCCUGGGAAGGCAGAGGCCCUGGAGGUCGAAGCUGUGCAGGAGAGGUCCUCUGCAGUUGAGGCCAACACCACAGCAGAAACCGUUCCCAGCAAGAUCGAACCGGAAACUCAGGAGCACCCACCAGAAGAAGCACCACUACCUGACGAAGCUGUAUCAUCCGUCUCUGUGGAGAAGACGACCACUGAAGGUACUCAUUCGCAACACGGAAGCGACUUGGUAGAUGGCACGGUUAAUACAGGCUUAGAAGCAUCAGCGGAUGAUGUGGCAGCAGUCAUAGAUGCUGAAGCACCAGACCAGGCGAACGGCGAGGAAUCAACCUCCGACGCUUUUGCUAAUUCUGGAAUCGAGAAGACUGAAACUGUGGAGCUCACAGAGGACGACACAGUCGUGGCAGUCCCUGACACACCAAACACUGAGGAAGCUGAAGAUGCAGCUCCGGAUUCGUCCGAACAGACAGUUUCCGACGCCGAACACAGCGCCAUCAGCCAUGUUGAGGAGGAUGCCGCUGCACCUGCCGAUACUUCGGCUGCGGAAGACUCUGCCACGUGCUCAGACGCCACAGCUGCACCAACCGAGCCAGAGGCCGAGACGCAGCAGGAAAGUCAGGUUCAGGAAUCUGUUGCCACAGAAAAUAUCGAGGACAAACAGGCACCUUCGGAUGUUGUGACAGACGAGGCUGCUGUCGAGAAGAGCGCAGAAAUCGAUGUCGAAACCUCGCCUGCCGAGCCAGAUUUCUCUACCACAAUUGAAGACGUCAUCGUGGAGCCAACCUCAGCCGCAGCCAGCGCAGAGAAGUCCCCGGCAGAUGCGGCCAUUGUGGCCGACUCUACUGAAAAGAUAUCUGCCAGGGGCACGUCAACCACAGAGGAAUCUGCCACUCUAGAGGCCACUAUUCCGCCCGAGCUUGAACCUGAGCAGGCCGCCAGCGAGGCGCCCGUUAGUAUCGAGAGCAUUGUCGAGAACGCGGAAGCAACCACUUCUGUGGCAGACAGAGAAGUCGAAGUAAAGCCGAUCCCAGCAGGAGAUACUGCAGCGCAGGAGGGAGAGCAAGCGCAUGAACCCGCCACUGAGCAACCCCUUUCCAGCGACCCCGUCAUUGACGAGGACGGCGUUGGUUCCACGGGAUUUAGUGACGAGGCGACUGUCACUGAAGUGGCAGCAGGGGACACCUCCGCGGAAGGUCCCGCUAUCCAGACCCCCCUAGACGACGAGAUGCCGGAGGCCGCGCCUGCAGAAUCCAUGACUGAGGAUUCUCCUGCAAAGGAGCCCGCUGCUUCUGAGCCCAUCUCUGAGCCUGCUGUCGAGGAGCCUGCCACUGAGCCUGCUGUCGAGGAGCCUGCCACUGAGCCUGCUGCUGUUUCCGAAGAGCCUGCUGUCGAGAAACCUGCUGUCGACGAACCUACUGUCGAGGAGCCUGUUGAGGCGCCAGCUGUCGACGAACCUGCUGCUGAGCCUGCUGCUGUUUCCGAAGAGCCUGCUGUCAAGAAACCUGCUAUCGACCAAUCUAUUAUCGAGGAGCCUGUCGAGGAGCCGGCUGCUGAGCCUGCGGUCGACGAACCUGCUGUCGAAGAGCCUGUCGAGGAGCCGGCUACUGAGCCUCUUGCUGAGCCUCUUGCUGAACCUGCUAUCGAGGAGCCUGUUGUCGAGGAGCCUGCUGUCGAGGAGCCUGCCUCUGAGCCUGCUGCUGAGCCUGUUGCUGAGCCUGUCGAGGCGCCAGCUGCGGAGUCCGUCUCUGAGCCUGCUGUCGACGAACCUACUGCUGAGCCUGCUGUCGACGAACCUGCCUCUGAGCCUGUCGAGGAGCCUGCCUCUAAGCCUGCUGCGGAGCCUGCUGUCGAGGAGCCUGCUGUCGAGGAGCCUGCUGUCGAGGAGCCUGCUGUCGAGGAGCCUGCCUCUGAGCCUGCUGCGGAGCCUGCUGCUGAGGCGGCUGCUGAGCCUGCUGUCGACGAACCUGCUGUCGAAGAGCCUGUCGAGGAGCCGGCUACUGAGCCUCUUUCUGAGCCUCUUGCUGAGCCUGUCGAGGCGCCAGCUGCGGAGUCCGUCUCUGAGCCUGCUGUCGAGGAGCCUGCCACUGAGCCUGCUGCUGUUGAGGAACCUGCUGCUGCUACUGAGCCCGUCGCUGAGCCUGCCGCUGUUGUCGAAGAGCCUGUCGCUGUUGUCGAAGAGCCUGUCGCUGUUGUCGAAGAGCCUGUCGCUGUUGUCGAAGAGCCUGCCGCUGCUGCUGAGCCCAUCUCUGAGCCCGCUGUCGAGGAGUCUGUCGACGAACCUGCCACUGAGCCUGCUGCUGAGCCUGCUGCUGAGCCUGCUGCUGACCCUGUUGAGGAAGCUGCUGGCGAGGAGCCUGUUGCUGAGUCGGCUGUCCAGGAGUCGGUACAAGAACUUGUUGUCGACGAAGCCACUUCUGAACCUCCUGCUGAAGACCAGGUGCUAACACCACCGCCUUCGUCUUCUGAAGUUGUCGAUAACGUUGAGAAAGGUACUUUCAAGAAUACGGGACAGCCCGAAGCGGUCACUGACACUGGCUUAGAUGACGAAGCUGCAGAUGCGGUCGUUGACACCGAGCCCGCCGCCCUGCAGACCGAGGAACCUCCAGUUCUAGCUCGAAUUCCGCCUACAGAUUCUGCUCCUGUAGAGUGCAUCGAACAAGAAGAAGUGGCUGGAGAUCCUCCAACUCACGAAGAUGCGAGUGAAGUUCCGGACGACCCGACUACCACUCUUGCGGAAGAGGUUUCUGAGGAGCUCGAGCCUGUCGCCCUUGCGGACGAAGCACAGUCCGUGACGGAUGAUGUCGUCAACGAAGAACCAGUCGAAGCCACGGCGCGAUCUCCUGCUCCUGCCGUCGAAGCAGCUCCCGAGACCAUCACAGAAAUAGCCCCGGGGCCUGAGGCCGUGGUUGCCGAAGUAUCACGUGCCGAGCCUGAGCCUUCCAAGGCCUCCGUGGACGAGAGAAAAGAGGUCACAUUCGACAAGGCGACUGAGGCUAAGGCCAAGGCCAAAGAGGAGGAGGAGGCAAGAGACAGAGUCCAUGCCAUUGAGGACAGAAUCAAGAAAGGUGAGACUGACAGCAAUGCUUUGCGUGAUUCUAUCUCCGGAGAAUUGAGAGGCGAGGACGGGACGAGAAACGAACAUGACAACGAGCACUCCGAGAGUCUGGGCUCAGCCAAUAAGCAAGACCCGGAGGCUCAACAAGGGACUGCGGUUUCGACUCCAGCUUCAUCGCCAAGAUCAGAGAAGCAGGUACGGUUCGACAUGACUCCCACGGAGAUCCCGCCAAGCCCAACACACCGACGAGGCAGGCAGAUCGAACGAUCCGAGUUUCCGUUCAUGCCCGGCGCUGAAACCUCGAGCUCAGAUGGUUCUGUGCAACAAGACACCCUGCGUUCUGAGUCUCCUGCAGCCAGCAAAAGGCUCACGCCAGAGAGCGAAAUAUUACCACCUCCUACAGAGGCAGUCUUGGCAGACAAGGAUAGCCUACAGUCUCAAGAGCAGGACCAACUUCCAGCGUCCCUGCCGACUGCUCCUGAGCGAGCAUCCACACAGACUGCAGAUGAUGGCAUCACAAAAGCAUUGCAGACUUCUGUGGAUAGGGACAAUAUGGUAGAGCACUCUCACGAAGGCGAGCAUGAUGCAAACCUUGCGACACCCCUGACAAUCAAUACUCGAGAAGCCGAGAUCGUCGGCUCCGACGACAUCGAGCAGUCACCUCCACAUACGCCUCAGAGGAGCCCGAAGCGUUCAAGCAAGAAACUACUCGUCCACAUCCCGUCAUAUAGUCAGUUUCCCGAUCCUGAAGUUCCUAGCCCAUCGAUGAUGAACUUCAUGGAAUGUCGCCCUGGCACGCCCAACAUUGAGCUUCCCGAUCUUGCGGACCCAAAGCCACUUGCUUUGGGUCGUGCGAGGAGUUUGCGGAAGCAGGCGCAGCGCCGUCGUAGAGCCGUUCGGGAUGCAGAGGACACUGUCGCCGCCGCCGUUGUUAUUUACGCAACUGCUCGGGAGUUCAGCCCCGAACCGCUCUCGCGCAGACGGCUUGGCAAGCUAGGGGAGAAGAACAUUGCCGAAGUCCUGGUCACGGAAACAAACAGCGAGGGGGAUAUGGAGGACAAACUUCUUCCUGUGCCAGAUGAUUUCACGUUGUCGGGAGUUGCAGAGGAUCAUUUCGUUCGUGAGAAUGACGUUUUUGUUCCUGUUGCUGACCUCUCGACAGACGAUGAAGAUAGAGCAGCGCGGCACAGCCACCAUCACCAUCGCCGCCGCCGGCACUCUUCCUCACACCACUCAUCCUCGUCUUCUUCACGACCGCACGACGAAAAGGAGAAGGCUGAGCAUGAGCCCAGGGACCGCCACCGAAGUGCGCCGCGGGAGCCAUCUCGAGAAGUCCCUCGCGAAUUACCGUCCAGCACCAGUUUCAGCAGUCGCCAGCGAAGCCGUGCCGAGAGCGACGCAUCGGCCAAGGCAGCUGCGGAACGACCAUCUUCGUCACGGCAUGAAAGCGGCGACACGAGCUCGUCGAGCAGAAGACACAAGAUCAGGACACCAGAGGAACAAGCUGCCCACGACCGGCGCAAGGCGGAACGACGUGCUGCCCGCGACGCCGAGCUCGCAUCCAAGGCCCGGCUCUCCGAAUCACCCGCAGCCACUGCCAGCGACCGUGAUACGCAGCGCCUUCGCCGAGACACUCGGCGCAGCAGUCAUUCUCGAUCUGAACGGGUAUCACUAAGGGACGAGGCUGCCGCAAACAAGAAGUUCUUUGAUGUCAAGGGGGUUGAGAGCUUACUUGCCCACAACUACUCGGGUCAGAGUCAAACUGGUCUCUCAGCACCUGCUGCUCCACGGUCUCGCGAUGGACGUCCUUCAACGCCGAAAGAAUCUCCCAGGAUAUCGCCCAAGGACUCGCCAAAAGCUUCGCCUCGCGACUCGCCGCGAGUGCGCCGCUCCACAAGAGAGUCUUCGAGACGGGAAUCUUCCUCAAGGGACGGUGUUCCGCCUCCGCCACCACCGCCGCAAGCGCCAAUGGCCAGAGACGCGUCCUAUACCUCACGAUCUGACACGGAACCUUCGCGCCCUCCUGUGAGCUCGCACCACAGGCCUUCACACCAUCGUCGCUCCGAGGAUGUGCCUCGCUCUUCGUCGAGACACCACCGAUCAAGUCGCGAUGAGGAUGCCGGAUCUCCGGUGAGACGCCAUCGCAAGACCAGGUCUGACACUGUCACAAGUGGGGCUGGCGAGGUGGCUGGCGAGGUGCCCUCGCCCAGCAAGCCGAGUCUCGCAACACGGGACACGACUGGCACGACUGGCUCAUCACCUGGAGACCACCACCGCCGUGAGGAACGCCGGCGGGCACGUGAGCGUGAUGACGACAAGAAGAAGCCGAGUGGGAUCAAGGGUGUGUUCAAGAAGCUCUUCUCGUAG